CAUUGACUAAACCAGCUUCAGAUUUACUUCAGGUUGUUUCAGGAGACUGGAUCUACAUGUUCCACUAUUUGUUUCACUCUGACAGGGAAAGGGAUGGAAUCUGUGAAAUGAGGCUUCAAAUGGCCUGCAGCAAAAUGCCUCCUCUUCUGAUACUCAGUUUAUUUGUUUCGCUCCUUCAGUCUGGUUUCACCCAAAAAAAUCCCAAUCAUUUUUAUAUUUUCGGUAAGAUGGAUAACAUUAUGUUAACUGGACCAGACAAUCCUGGAAAUGGCCCUGUUGUGUGGGAUUGGAGACCAAGCUUCACACAGGUCACCCAGCGACUUGUGACAUUUUCUAAAGAAGGAUCCAGAGGGUGGACCCCACAACUGGAAGCAAACUCCUCAUUCCAUGGCAUCUUUCGUGAAAUGGAGACUAAGGCUGAUACUGUUGACUUGAUAAUUUGGGCUCCCACAUUGAAAUUUGCAGGAUCUAUCAUCCUGGCGCAAACAGAACCGAGUUAUGAAAUCCUGAAGCAAUACGAAAUUUUUGGGAUCAAAGUUGAGACGAGACCACAGAGGCCUGUGGAGGGCAGAGACAUCACCCUCAGCUGUACCAUCUCCAGACUCCCAGAUACCGUCAGUCUCCACUGGAAACCUGUGGGCUCAUCCCAGCAGAACAGGAGAAACACUGAUCAGAUCCGUCUGAAUAACACCGUCUAUCUAAUGGUCCAACACGUUACAGUGGAGGAUGGGGAGUUGUAUCAGUGUGAAGUGCAGGAAAACGGAAACAUUGUUCUCACAAUCAAAUCAGAUUUUACUGUAGGCACAGGUCAACAUAAACGUUACUCACUUUAUCGCUCAGCUACGGAUCACAGUGAAUUCCACCUCCUCUGUUACAGUCAUUCUGUUUACAACAGUGCUGCCUGGACUUGGCUGUCACGUCUUCAUCAAAGUUCGAGGAAAACAAUUGCAACAGCAUUGAAAUCUCAGCCCGUGAAUGUCAGUGAGAGCCACUUUGUGAAUCGACUGAUGCUCACAGAGACACCUUUUAACGGCUGGAAUUUCAGUGUGAGGGUUUUUCCUGUGGUGUUUGAAGAUGCAGGAGAUUACACCUGUAGUCUGGGAACAAGUGUAUUUAUAACUAUCAAACUAAUCACAGUUAAAGUCACGGCUGAACCGUCUGAUACAGUGACUGAGGGAGACACCGUUACCCUGAGCUGCUCUGUGUCUGACGUCACUGCAUCACCCAGACUGGUUUGGAUCAACGGAGACGGUGAAACUGUUGGAGACAAAACACUGACUGGGGACGAGAAAUCACUGAGUCUGAUCGUACAGAAAGCUGACAGAGGCGAAGGGAAAUGGACAUGUGGUGUGUUUGAUCAAGACAGGCUCCAACUUUGUGUACCAUAUAAUCUGAAAAUCAGAGUGAGAUCACUUCCGGACAGUUGGAUCACCACAAUUGCUCUAUACCUGUUUGUUAAACUGGCCGUUGGUCUUGGACUCUUCUACAGUUUGACGAGGGAAAACACAAGACAAUUCAGAUAAAAUGAGAGGAAGAGCAACAGAUGAUUCACAGGAAGAUGCCACAUUCAGGCCUCUAUAUCUGAUACUGAUCUGGAUCCUCAAAUGAACAUUGCAGCCCCCGGGAGUCUAUUCGGCCCAUCAUGUCCAUUCCCCAGAGAGAUCUGCUGGUUCUGGAAUCCAGAUUGAUUCAGCCUGGAAGUUUUGGAACUUGACUUCUGCUGUUGCUCUCAAUUUAUUUCACGUGGCAAGAAAAGUUUAUUCCCCGAAGAUGAUAUUGAAAGGCAAUUUUCACCUCAGAAUUGGUAAACUGUAUUUGGCAAGAAUAUUCUUUGCAGGCAUCUGCAGACUCUUGAAAAUAUCAAUGUAAUCAUCUCAAACGCAGUCAAUCCAGACAACACAGCAUCAUUAAGACAAUAUUUGUUGCACUCCCUUCACAGUGAGAACGUUAUAAAGAGAUGAAAGUUGCAUACAAAACUCUAGACAGGGUUACACCAACCACGGUACAGCUGCAGCAAAGCAUUUUUGCUGGUAUAUUGUAUUCCCCUUGCAAUCAAUGCCAACAAUAUACUGUUUGCCUUGCUAAUUGCUCACUGCCCCUGGAUAUUUGCUUUCUGCAACUGAUGUACAAAGGCACCAAGAUCUAGUUGCAACUUCCAUUUACCUAAUCAAUUAUCACCCACAUUAUAUUUCUUUUGGCUUUUACAACCAUAACUCAGUAAUUGGGCAGUACACGCUUAUUGAGCCAAUAGGGCCAUUUACUGUGCCCCACAUCUUAAUAAAAAAAACAGAUCAUAUAUGUUUCUUCAAAGUAGACAAUAUGAACAAUGUCAUAGUUACUGGGACUAUCUGUCAUGAACAGCUCUAAUCUGAAAGCCUUGAGAAGUUUUAUAAAGAGACAAGAUAGUAGUUUGUGAUUUAGACUCACAUGAUCUUACAACAAGGACACUCACCACAUCCAUUCUGACCACCCAGCACUCAUUUCCUAUCAGAGGGCAGGUGCUGGCACACCAAACAACAAUGCAUCUAUCACUCAACCAAUGAUCAGAGGUCUCCGAACAUAGACUCGGUUCUCUGUAGCCUCAUUAAUGUGUCAUCCUGAAUCUAGGAAGAGCUACCAUUGUACUUGCCUGAAAUAUUUUAAAAUAAAGCUUACAAGAA
Mobula hypostoma (lesser devil ray) is the source of this 2660-nucleotide messenger RNA. RefSeq lists its product as uncharacterized. The transcript is spliced from 7 exons. The record is from RefSeq and is a predicted model, not a curated record. Lineage: Eukaryota; Metazoa; Chordata; Chondrichthyes; Myliobatiformes; Myliobatidae. Bases 57 to 1523 code for a protein of 488 amino acids.